Oncorhynchus mykiss (rainbow trout) is the source of this 4838-nucleotide messenger RNA. NCBI's taxonomy places the organism in Eukaryota, Metazoa, Chordata, Actinopteri, Salmoniformes, Salmonidae. The record is from RefSeq and is a predicted model, not a curated record.
AAAAAAAGUGUAUUUAAUCAAUUUUAGAGUAAGGCUGUAAUGUAACAAUAUGUGGAUAAAGUCGUCAAGGGGUCUGAAUACUUCCCGAAUGCACUGUAGCUAUAUCCGAAUUUGCACACAUCAACUCUUUUAGACAAUUCUUUUAAACAAGCAAAAUAAAUAAGUGUUCAAUCAUUACUGAGUGAAUGAACAACAACAAAAGCUUCCUUUCAUCACCAGACUGUCUAUUUAAAUAGUGUCGAGAUAAUGUGUUCAUGACAGGGUUCGUAGCAUAAGCGUUAAUGUCAACACCAUGGAAUCUUGAAGGGUUACCACAGCAACAAAAUCCAAAUAUUUUCCAUAAAAUAAAUGUUAAAAUGUUCUAACUCAUUUUCAUUGGGAAGGCAGAUACAGCAUUAUUAUCAAAAGCAAACCCUUUCGCUUGAGAACACAAUCCUAGUAACUACCACCCUCUGGGGGUUUGAUUAAUCCCGGCUGGGUGUCAAUGUAGGCGUGUUUUGCAUUGGCUGAAAGUUGAUUGCAUUCGAUUUGGAACCAGGCUGCCUGCUGGACGUGAGCCAAGUGCCAUGUUCAAAGCAAACGGCGAAGUUGGCUCAAAAACAAAAGUGACCUAUUUAAAGCAUGUGUAGUAAUUACUAGGAUUCUGUGUUUUCCCAGGCAAAAGGGAUUGCUUUAAAAAAAAAAAAGAUUUUAUCUGCCUUCCCAAUGAAAACUAGUUCGAAUUUCAAACAUUUAUUUUUAUGGAAAAGAGAUGUUGUAUGUUUCUGGACAAUGCACCAUGCUGCCUUGUUAACAAAAUGACAGAGCAGGGCGAUUUACUGCGUCGAUUUGAGAAGGGCGCACCUCCCUCCGCGCUCUCCAGGGCGACAACCCUACUGGUGCCCCCGCCUCUUCUUCUGUGGGGUUUAUCGGCAGAUGGCAUCCAACGUUAUGAUGCAUUACCGCCACCUACUGUACUGGAGCGGUCCCACCUGUGUACCAGAGUCCUAGCUUAAAAAUGUACCAAUAAAGGUAUAAAAAGAGUUUCCUGCAGAUGCAGGAAUGCCCACAUGCAGGAACAACCCAAAUUGUGUGCCGCAAUUGCACCCUGCUCCGUCUUGCUGCUACGGAGAAGAGUACAGUGGAGACUGGAGAGACCAACCCUCAUCCUUCAGAUGUGCUCCACCCCUAUGAGCUCCUCACCAGAUGGCCUGGUGUCCAUUCUGAAAAGGAGGAGGGCGUCGUUAGAUGGCCUGCCCCCAGAGGGUCCCGAUGCAGCCAAACAGAACUCCAAACGCAAGGUGCGCUUCAGCGAGCCAGAGGAUGGCAUGGAACCAGGUAAGCCGGAGUUAAGGACUGAAGUUGAAAUCAUUGUGGCUGAUGUUUCCCAAGCAGAUUCAUUGGCCAUCAUGUGCCAACAAGGACUGGUUGUUCUCAACUGUGUGGGGCCAUACAGGUUCUAUGGUGAGCCAGUGGUUAAGGCCUGCAUAGAGAAUGGAGCCCACUGCGUAGACAUCUGUGGAGAACCUCAGUUCCUGGAGAGAAUGCAACUGGAGUACCACAGCAGAGCGAUGGACAGUGGAGUGUAUGUGAUUGGCAGCUGUGGCUUUGACUCCAUACCAGCUGACAUGGGCAUCCUGUACACAAAGAACCAGUUUAAAGGAACACUGACAGCUGUGGAGAGCUUCCUGACUAUACACACUGGUCCUGAGGGAGGCUGUGCCCACGACGGCACAUGGCAGUCCGCCAUCUACGGCUUUGCAGACAGCGGCUCCCUGAGGAAGCUGAGGAAGAAAUUUGGCCACCAACCUCUCCCAGUUGUAGGAGCCACGGUCAAGAAGAGGGGUAGCCUCUUCUUCAGUAAGGAGAUUGACCAGUAUGCCAUACCCUUCAUGGGCUCAGACCCAUCAGUAGUCAGGAGAUCCCAGCGCUUCCUAUAUGAGGGCCAUCAGGAGUUACCAGUCCAGUACUCUGCAUAUGUAGGGGUCGGUGGCGUCUGGUCGUUGAUAAAGAUGUUCUGUGGUGGCCUGCUCUUCUGGUUCCUAGGGAAGUUCGGCCUGGGAAGGAAGCUCCUCAUUACGUUUCCAGAGUUCUUCUCCUUUGGCGUGUUCACCAAGGCUGGACCCAGCAGGAAGCAGAUGGAGGGAACAUCUUUCAGUCUGACGUUUUUCGGGGAGGGCUAUGCUGAGGGGCUGGACCCGUCUCAGGGAAGACCCAACGCUAGGAUCUGUACCCAGAUACACGGAGCAGAGCCUGGCUAUGUAGCCACACCUGUUGCUAUGGUACAGGCAGCUAUCACUGUGCUGAAUGAACCACAAUUCCUUCCUAUAAAGGGAGGAGUGUACAGUCCAGGAGCUGCAUUUGCCAGGACAACUCUCAUUGACCGCCUCAACAGACAUGGCCUGGUGUUCUCAGUGAAGAGAUUCUGACGAGAGGGUCUGAGAAAAAGGACUCCUGCCUGUGCCCAAUCCCAACCCUUAGGACAUGUUUUGCUGCUAAAUUCUGGUGCAUUUUUGUGCAUCUGUGUGGCGGUGGCAUUUCUAUUAUAUCUGAGAGGUUUGGAUUUGAACAGUUCUUUUGUUAGCAAUAUAGAAAUGGGUAAUAUCUUCACUUUGCCCUCUGGUGGGCUUGUUAGUAUAUUCACCAUAUUGCUUAUACCCAUCCAAUCCUUUCAGAUCUACAUGAAGUGCCAUGGUGUACAGGCGAAUUAGGGUGUUGAGCGAUACUCGAACCCCCUAUCACCCCCUAGCCCUAGUCCCACCAGCUCUGUGUAUCUAUUGCUUAACGCGAUGACUGCUGUGGUCAAAUGUUAGAGGAAAUACUGGAUGUCAAUAUUAGGUCACAUGGACAAACCUCAUCCCCUUAAAGUUGUAUCUGUCUCCCCUUAAAGCCGUACACUAUCAGGCUGAGGACACAGGCAUUCAGACAUCCGGCCACAUUGUUACCAUUCUCGUCUGAAGUCUGUGUGUCUCUCGUGGCCCGUUUCAACUGUCCUUUUAAUGGCUUCAGAAUUUUGGUCAUGCAGAGGUGUCACUCAAUCUCUCGAUGGGUUUCAAAUCAAUUGUCCGUAAACCAAGUGACUUAUUCGUGUUGUUAAUGUGUAAGGGAGUGUCCUUGACCCAGAUUACAGCUCUCCACAGUAGGAUGUAGUGGAUGACUAGUCUAAGGGCUGUUGUGUGGUCUUGUAGCCAAGAAAGGACUGUGGCCUCUCGGUUCUUUAUUCUGUGUUUUAAUUCACAUUUUAACACACAUAUUUUGCCACAGUGUGUGUGCGUGUGCUCGUCACAUGGCAUUUAAUCAGACUAGUCCAAGGGCAUUAUAAGAAAGACUUUGGGUGUUUCAGAUACUUCCGGAUAAUACCAGUUUUUUAUAAACGUGGUCCUAUUCUGUUUUUGUGUUAUAUAAAAAUAACAAGCAACGCAGUACAUACUGCUCUGUACAAGUAUAAACACACACAUAUGGUAACCUGAAAAUGUAAUGACAAAUAUCGCCUCAGACUGCGACCUAAAUCAUGUUUAUAAGCUAACAAAAAUGGUUUCAAAUGAGGUCUACACCAAUGCCCAUCAGCACAUUCAGGACCCAACCUCCCCACUAGGUGGUGGGGUUUCUCUAAUUACACAUUCCCUUCCCACUUCCCAAAUAUUUACACGCCACUAACUAGAUGAGCUGUCAGUUAAGGUCAUUCGCCUGUGAGAGGAGACAUGGGAUGGUACAAUAUUUAACCUCAAAUAAAAGUCCAUGUAUACACUUUUAGCCAGAAUGGAUGGGGGAGGCGGGGUUUAUCAUGGGUAACAGAUGUGGUUACGUGAAUGAGGAGGGUCAAGGUUGGAAGGACCUGGGAGGCAUUGUCUCUAGACUGUGACUCAACCUCCUUUCUCUUCCCUCCUUAGCCUCCCUUCCCUCUUCAGCUCUGUCUCUCCCCUUCCACCACCACUAUCGCAACAACUCUGUUAGCAGAGCAUUACAGAGAGAGAGACAGAGAGAGCAGUGUUCUCGUUCUACUGUAGUGAUACAGAGGGAAAUAGACAGGUUUGUUCAAUCAUAAAACUGUGGGAGAGUAAUUGUUAAGUAGCGUGGUUAAGUACAGGGUGCAUAGCAUAGCUAUACGUGUUGCUGAGGAAACGAACAGGGAAAGGGAGAAGGAGAGCAAGACAGGAGGAUGCAGUGGUCUGUUUCCCUAUGCACAUAGGCUACAGGAGCCCCAUCCCUCUUCCCUGCUCUCCUCUCCCUACCCCACAUCCAGCCAUCGUGGGUGUGAUGUUAUUCAUGCUCUCUCCCUCUCCUUUCCCCUCAUCUCUUCAUCCCCUCUUCCGUCUCCCUCUCCUUUCCCCUCAUCUCUUCAUCCCCUCUUCAAUCACCUUUCUACUCAAUCCUCUCCUGCUGUCUUGUCUCCUCUUCACUUCUCCUUUGCUCUCUCCCACUCUCCAUCUCCUCUCUUAUCCUCCCCUCUUCUGACUGAUCCCUUCCUCAGUCCAGCAAACAGCCUCCACCCUACCAGUUAGGCAUGAUGUUUAGAGUGGGCUGCUGAGCAAAACACCUAUCGGGUGCUCCCAGCCCUGCAUUCACUCUCUAUUUAACUAUCUCUCGCUCCCUUUCUCUCUUGUCUUUUCUGUUCUUCCUUUCUUUCUCCUCUGACUUUCUGUUUACCUUAUCUCUCCUCCCCGCUAUCUCUUUCUAUUUCUUUCUUUCAUCCUCUUGCUGUCUCUCUCUGUCCUCUCUCUCUCAGUGGUGACCCAUCAUUCAGGGCAGGUGGGGCCUGUUUUGCAUGUUAUUUUGGCAUUAAUACAUGUCACAAAUCAGUGAGGAAACAAUGUAAAAAAUAAGUUAUUGAUUUAAUAAAGACGCAUAAAAACAUGUUU